CUACAAACUAGACUUUAUAGACAGGAUUUCUUAUUUAGAGAUAUACAGUCCCCUCCCCCACCCAAAGAACUACUUUGCAUAUAGACUAAAGCAUCAAAAACACUGAGGAUGAUGGACGGCAGUAAGAGCAAAACCACUGCCCCUCUCCUGACUCAGAGAUACCAGAGGAUGGUCACCAAAGAUGGCCACAGUACCCUCCAAAUGGAUGGCGCACAAAGAGGAGGCGUAGCUUAUCUCCGUGAUGCCUGGGGAAUCUUAAUGGACACGCGUUGGAGGUGGAUGAUGCUGGUCUUUUCAGCUUCUUUUGUCAUCCACUGGCUUCUCUUUGCAGUGCUCUGGUAUGUACUAGCAGAGAUGAAUGGUGAUCUGGAGUUAGACCACGAUGCCCCACCUGAAAACCACACUAUCUGUGUCAAGUACAUCACCAGUUUCACAGCUGCGUUUUCCUUCUCUCUGGAGACACAACUCACAAUUGGCUACGGUACCAUGUUCCCAAGCGGCGACUGCCCCGGUGCCAUUGCCCUGCUUGCCAUACAGAUGCUCCUGGGACUCAUGCUUGAGGCCUUUAUCACAGGGGCCUUCGUGGCAAAGAUUGCCCGACCAAAGAACAGGGCUUUCUCAAUCCGCUUUACCUAUUCUGCAGUAGUAGCUCACACCGAAGGCCAGCCGAACCUCAUUUUCCAAGUGGCCAACACUCGCCCAAGCCCGCUAACCAGCGUUCGAGUCUCCGCUGUUCUCUAUCAGGAACGUGAAAACGGCAAACUUUGCCAGACGACUGUGGACUUCCACCUGGACAACAUCAGCACGGAAGAAUGCCCGUUUUUCAUGUUUCCGCUGACCUAUUACCACCCCAUCACGUCAUCCAGUCCUCUGGCUACUCUUCUCCGGCAGGAAACGCCUCACCACUUCGAGCUAGUCAUUUUCCUCUCUGCUACACAAGAGGGAACGGGAGAAACGUGCCAAAGGAGGACAUCCUAUCUACCAUCUGAGAUCAUGUUACAUCACUGUUUCGCAUCGAUGCUGACCCGAGGCCCCAGAGGUGAAUAUCAAAUCAAGAUGGAGAAUUUUGAUAAGACUCUCCCUGAACUCCCUGCAGCAGACUCUAAGAGCCCGGACAGGACUGACCUGGAAAUCCGUAUCAACGGACAGCACAUUGAUAACUUCCAGAUUUCUGACCUUGGAUUGGUCGGAUAGGCUUGGAUCCUGGCUCCGUUCAUUUUAAUACAUUAAAACUACCCAGCUAAACUUACAGCUUAUUUCCCUUCAUCAUUUAUCUGAUGGCCUUUUCUCUAUCCCUUUAUACCUAUCCAAUGCAUACAAAACGAGGUGCAUGACGUAUGCGUGCCCACAGGAGUGGCUAAACUGCACGGUACUGAAUCCAAACUUCAGAACAAAUCCUAGGAAAGCAGAAGUGCCACCUGCUGAAUUUACUAAGCUAUGAUUAAAACUGCAUUGACCCUGAAAUAGAGAAUUGAAGACUCCCACAGCUGAUCAAGUUUAAUUAAAUGGUACAGCACUGUAAAAGGGGUAAAAUGG
Messenger RNA from Tachyglossus aculeatus (Australian echidna), 1536 nucleotides. RefSeq names its product potassium inwardly rectifying channel subfamily J member 13 (gene KCNJ13). Gene Ontology annotation, biological process: regulation of monoatomic ion transmembrane transport; potassium ion import across plasma membrane. The transcript is spliced from 3 exons. The record is from RefSeq and is a predicted model, not a curated record. Gene Ontology annotation, molecular function: inward rectifier potassium channel activity. NCBI's taxonomy places the organism in Eukaryota, Metazoa, Chordata, Mammalia, Monotremata, Tachyglossidae. The coding region runs from base 109 to 1194 and encodes 361 amino acids. Gene Ontology annotation, cellular component: plasma membrane.